Molecule: messenger RNA, 1355 nt
Organism: Exaiptasia diaphana
Lineage: Eukaryota; Metazoa; Cnidaria; Anthozoa; Actiniaria; Aiptasiidae
Product: EGF-like repeat and discoidin I-like domain-containing protein 3
Exons: 6
Coding region: 1-1173 (390 amino acids)
Source: RefSeq, a predicted model, not a curated record
AUGAUUCAGCAAGAUUCCAGCAAGAAGGGUGAUGGGGAUAUUCUCAAUCACUCCAUCUGUAGCCAUCUGAGAGAAAAAGAUAUGUGCAAGAGAAGCCAUCACGUUAAGAAAAAACUGUGUAAAGCCACAUGUGGUUGUGAUGACAUCAUCUCCCAGAAAUCGUGUAUCGUCCUGAAACGAUUGAAUGAAUGCUCCAAAAACUUGGCAAUGCGCAUGCGUUAUUGCAAGUCGACAUGUGGAUUUUGUCCAUGCCGAUCGGAAAGACCACUUGGGAUGCAAAACAGAGCCAUUCCUGAUUCGAGCAUCACCGCGUCAUCGUAUCUUGGCAAGGAAUAUAAACCACAACAAGGACGACUUCACAUUAAGUCUGUAAUUUCUUCCAGUGGCAAGGCUGGAUCAUGGAUCCCAAAAGGGCAAAGAGCCGGAGACUGGCUCCAAGUCGAUUUGGGCAAGGUUACCAGAGUUCAAGCUGUUGCAACCCAAGGUCGAUACGAUUACAACCAAUGGGUGAGAAGCUACACCCUGCAAUACAGCAGCAAUGGAAAAACCUUCAAGAAAUACCAGGGAGGAAAAGUGUUCAAGGGAAACAGUUGUGAUGACAUCAUCUCCCAGAAAUCGUGUAUCGUCCUGAAACGAUUGAAUGAAUGCUCCAAAAACUUGGCAAUGCGCAUGCGUUAUUGCAAGUCGACAUGUGGAUUUUGUCCAUGCCGAUCGGAAAGACCACUUGGGAUGCAAAACAGAGCCAUUCCUGAUUCGAGCAUCACCGCGUCAUCGUAUCUUGGCAAGGCCUAUAAACCACAACAAGGACGACUUCACAUUAAGUCUGUAAUUUCUUCCAGUGGCAAGGCUGGAUCAUGGAUCCCAAAAGGGCGAAGAGCCGGAGACUGGCUCCAAGUCGAUUUGGGCAAGGUUACCAGAGUUCAAGCUGUUGCAACCCAAGGUCGAUACGACGCAAACCAAUGGGUGAGAAGUUACACCCUGCAAUACAGCAGCAAUGGCAAAACCUUCAAGAAAUACCAGGGAGGCAAAGUGUUCAAAGGAAACAGUGACAGACACACCGUUGAGAAGCAUAAUCUAAAUCCCCCGAUUUAUGCCAGGUACAUCAGGGUAGUAGUCAAGGCAUGGUAUGAUUGGCCGUCAAUGAGAAUGGAGCUGUAUGGCUGCAACAACUGAGUUCACCAUACAGACCAUCUGGGUCAUCAGUCCUGAUGCUGACUAUCGUAAACACAUUAAAAUAACGAUAAACAUGCUAAAGAUAAUUAUGUAAACUCAAACGAUUAAAAGAUUGAAAGCACUUCAAACAAGUUUCUUAUUUCUAACUAGAAUAAAAACAAUCAUUCGUGUGUGAUACUCGA